GCCGCUUGUCAAAGUUUGUUGAGUGUUCUUUGGUUAAUGUUUUCGUGGCUGAGUUCCGUUUUACUCUCUUUGAAUGUGUGGACUUUCUGCAAUAUAUGUUGAAUCAUGAGUAGAGCUGUAACUGCGGAUUUGAGACGCAAUAGCAUAGAUUUUCUUGGCGUGUCUGGUUCGUACACAGAAAAACUUUCUUCAAGUACGAACUCGAUCGACGGCGAAACCGUACCACUGCGGAGAAUGGGUUUUCAACGUGAUCGAGAUUCGAAGAAGAGCGGAGAUUUUUCAGCCCACAAUGGACACAGAACUAAAGAUGAUAAACAGGUCGGAUUUAGCUCAGGGAGAACAUUUGGUUGUCGUCCAGAAGAAUACCGAAAAAUACAAAAUUACUGCUUUCGAUUUCUGGAGAUGCCUAAAGGACCGUUUAGUACUUUAUACCAUGCUCUUUUAUUUUUCCUGGUGAUUGUAAGUUUGAUUUUAAGUGUGCUGAGCACAGUGCGUACAAAAGAAGAAAACUAUGAAGAAGUUUUACAGACACCAAUUUUAGUAGUGGAAAUUAUUUUAAUAGUCAUAUUUGUAGUAGAGUAUUGUAUAAGAUUUUGGGCAGCUGGCUGUCGAAGUGCUUAUGUAGGAAUCAAAGGAAGACUGCGCUUUGCUGUGCAGAUAUAUUCUAUAAUAGAUAUGGUAGUCAUUAUUUCUUCAAUUGUCGCUGUGUCCCUAGCUAGUAACACGUCUUCUUCUCCAGUUAGGUUACUGAGAUUUCUUCCACUCCUUCGGGUUUUGAGAUUUGAUAGGCAGGGAGGAACAUGGAAACUUUUGGGCUCCGUGAUCUUUGUUCAUCGUCAGGAACUUCUCACAACAUUUUAUCUUGGUUUUAUCAGUUUAAUAUUUGCAUCCUUUGUACUCUACAUGGUUGAAAAAGAUUCAAAUAGUGAAUUUGACAGCUGGCCUAGCUCCUUUUGGUGGGGAAUUGUAACCCUUACAACAGUUGGUUAUGGUGACACUGUACCUUCCACUUGGUAUGGAAAGUGUUGUGCUGCUCUGUUUUUCAUCUCUGGGAUUUCCUUUUUUGCUCUUCCUGCUGGUAUUUUAGGAUCAGGAUUUGCAUUAAAGGUCACACAACAGCAGAGGCAGAAACAUUUUCACAGGAGAAGAAGGCCUGCUGCAAUUCUCCUUCAGUCAUAUUGGCGGCUCUUCUGUGCUGAUCUUGACUCAAAGUCAGUAGCAACAUGGCUGCCGUCAAUCUAUUACAAUCGUCAGCAGCACCUCUUGAAGGCUGUGAUGGAGAAAACAGGCACCACAGGUAUGGUGGGAGUGGAAGAUGAUUAUCCUCCUCUAUCAGAUUCUCAACGUAAAAGGAAACGGUCUCUAUGGACAAAACAGAAAGGGUUAAGAAGAGAGUCAUAUGAUGUGCAAUCCACUAGAUCUGAUUCACAAUUGACUGCUAAUUAUGACAGGAAGGCUAGCACCUGCAGUGUAUUAGACAGUGAUUUUAUUGCUGAGGGUACCAGGUCGAAAUUCGGAUCCGUGACUAGCCAUGACGCUAUAGUCACGAUGCUGUCGUCACAUAAUGUUCAGUGUUCAGUUGUUCACUCCAGAAAGCAAUCAAUUGCACCUUUGAUUUGGGGCGAUGAAAAUGCACUUUUGGCUUUACAGACAGAUGGGGAACGACCGUGUAUCGAGUUGACAAAUGCUCAAAAGUUGGCGAUCCGUCUCAUUCGAAUUUUAAAGCUCAGAGUUGCAAUUAGGAAAUUCAAGGAGGCCAGGAGACCAUAUGAUGUUAAAGAUGUGAUUGAACAAUACUCAACAGGCCACGUGGAAAUGUUAGCAAGAAUUAAAAGUCUCCAGGCUAAGAUGGAUAAAUCUCACAGGAGUGAAGGAGAUGACGAAGGCUCGGGAAAAGUAGAUGUAACCAAAAGACUUUCUAGGGUGGAACAUCAAGUGACCAUCAUAGAUUCUAAACUUGAGUUAGUCCUGCAGAUGCUACGAAGCAUUCAGAACACUCGUGAGUCUCCCUCGGGAGGCAGCAACUCUUACGAUUUGAAUUUUCGCGAUAAUGGCGACGGUGUCUCGUCCAGGCGCUCUUCUGUGACCCGCGCGCAUUCCGACCCGUUAGAUGUUCGGACCCAAAUGGUUCCAGGCACACACAACUCUACUACCCACGUGAUAAGAACGUCGGAUAUUCCUUGCGUGACGCUUAGUUAUCCUGAAUCUUGUCAAAGUUCAGGGUCUCGCCCAGGCUCUCUAAGUUCCACGCAGUCGCAGUCUCAGUCCCUACACGGAAGUCUUUCUGGUGGAGAUCAACACCCAAAUUUGGACCAGCUAGAUGCAACUUACAAUAGUGAUGCAACUGUGCUGAACGCUUCAGCGUUGUCACGCAAUCUUGGUACGGACAAGAGGCAAUUGUCAGACGUUACUGAAGCUGAUGAGAGCCUUGCGGAUUCGAAAGAGACUGUUGGUGGGCUGACUCCCCCGGGACCAAUCUCUCAACAAAACUCUACCGCAUCUGAUACUGAUCCCGUUCCGGGGGAUGCAGACAACCUUGCUGAACAGAAGGAUGAGGAACCAGUAUGGGAGAAAAGGGAAAUAGGCUUAGAAACUAGACGGCGCAAAAGAAGUCUCUUGAACUUAUCAGAAUCCGAAACACAAAUGUCAGAACAUGGAGAGGUUUUACAGGCAGAAGAAAAAGACUCAGAUGACUGCGACAUUGUGGCGCGAUAUCGAGAGACACCAGAACAAAGGGACUCUCUCACAGGGGACGGAGACGCUUUACCAAGGGGUGCUCAGGGAGAAUUGGAAGGUGUUCCCUCUUCCCCUCAAGCCGUUGAAGAAGGAUCCUAUGAUACAUCAGUGAGGUCCGCGCCUACAAGGAUGUCCGCAAAACGGCGCCCUCUUGUGAAAUCUAACCCUGUUGAGGUUUAGAGUUAUCAGAAGCUAAACGUCUCAAAGACUGGCUUGACACUGUGGAAUUAUGGUCACAGAUAGUAUAGGAUCACGAAAAUGUGUCUCCUGGAGUAACCGGUCCAAGAGCGUUUUCAGCAUUUUCAGGAUCCGAGCUCAUUGGGUGAACGAGGGCCCUACGGGGUUCAGUUGCUUGUCAUCUUAGAAAACUCUCCUACCCUUGCGGAUGUUCUUACAUGACGUUUCCGCCUUUUUGGUGUGGUUGGUGUAGUUACUGAUCAACUAGUUCAAGAUAAGAGUGGUAUUUAGUCCUCUGUCCGCGUGCUUUGAACACGAAAAAAACAUAAUUUGCGAGAAAUAGAUAGGGCAAUAUUUGUCUGUCUCCGUUUUUCGUCAAAAAGCCACUGAAAACUAAGUACUGACCCCCCAUGCACGAAGUUUAAAGUUUAAAGUAAAAAUUAAAACGGUAAUGAUGGCUUCUACAUUGCGCGAACACCAUUGGAAAUCUUCUUGAUGAAAGAUUUCUCAGGAAGCUGGACCUCCUUAUAUGGUGCGAUGCUUAAUAUAUAUAAAGAUUCUUAAUUGCAUGAGGAUAGAGUUUGUGGAUAAGUAAAAAGUAAUUUAAUAACAUAGGCGUGAUACUGAAGUCAGUUCGUUGCUGACAGAAGCUGAGAUCUUUGAUCUAAAUAGAUGUGAUAAAUUCGCCGGAAGGUGAAUUUAUCAUGGAUCGUCUUCGUUAUCUGAGAAAUUGCACAGCCACCCCUCCCUUAACCCAACAUUAACCCAAACUUGUUAUUAGUUGACUGUGGUUGAGUUGGGUUAGGGGUGGGGUGGGUAGGCAGUUGUUCAAAUACUUUUAUCAUCAGCAGAGUAUAAUGUAUUUGAACACGAGGUUGGCUUUUACCAAGAGAGAAUAAUUUUCUUCUGUGUUUACUAAUUAUGAAACAUGAUUAUUUAAGUCUCGGAUAAGUGUUUUCAAAUAUUGCUGUUUUAUCGACAUUACUGAGAAUUUUCUCGUUAAAGGUGUAUUUUUAUAUUUGAAGAAAAACUGAUCUGUGUGACAGCUAGAGUAAUGUACAGUUUGAUAAAAGGAAAAAGUCAUGAUAAUGCUUGACUUGGAGGUGUGUUA
This is a messenger RNA of Stylophora pistillata, 4024 nucleotides long. Its product is annotated as potassium voltage-gated channel subfamily KQT member 1. The record is from RefSeq and is a predicted model, not a curated record. Gene Ontology annotation, biological process: potassium ion transmembrane transport. Gene Ontology annotation, molecular function: voltage-gated potassium channel activity. Gene Ontology annotation, cellular component: membrane; voltage-gated potassium channel complex. NCBI's taxonomy places the organism in Eukaryota, Metazoa, Cnidaria, Anthozoa, Scleractinia, Pocilloporidae.